AUGCCGCCAGUUCAACAACAGUACGCUGUGCACCAGCCAUCCAACUUCGAGAAGUUCAAGAUGGGAGCCAUAAUGGGAUCGACCGUUGGGGUUUGUAUCGGGGUGAUAUUUGGAGGAGUUUCAAUUUUACAGAACGGAGCUGGGCCUAACGGGGUGAUGAGAACGUUGGGCCAGUAUAUCAUGGGUUCUGUCGGGACCUUUGGGUUGUUUAUGUCCAUUGGGUCGGUGAUAAGAUCUGAUUCGAAUCUCCAAGCCUAUGAAAGGGCCAUGAUUGCUUCUCAUAGGGCCAGAUUGAGAUCUCUCUACAGAGAAAAUGUAUAA
This is a messenger RNA of Hyphopichia burtonii NRRL Y-1933, 321 nucleotides long. RefSeq lists its product as uncharacterized. Gene Ontology annotation, biological process: protein insertion into mitochondrial inner membrane; protein import into mitochondrial matrix. The transcript has a single exon. The coding region runs from base 1 to 321 and encodes 106 amino acids. Gene Ontology annotation, cellular component: TIM23 mitochondrial import inner membrane translocase complex. The record is from RefSeq and is a predicted model, not a curated record. NCBI's taxonomy places the organism in Eukaryota, Fungi, Ascomycota, Pichiomycetes, Serinales, Debaryomycetaceae.